CUUAGCGCGAAACGACGCCUGCGCAGAUGCGGCCACCCGGCUGUCGUUGUACCCCGCGCCGCCGAGCGGGCCUCGAACGGGAUGGCAGAGGAGGUGAGCGCCCUGAUGAAGGCCACGGUCCUGAUGCGGCAGCCCGGGCGGGUGCAGGAGAUCGUGGGCGCCCUCCGCAAGGGCGGCGGAGACCGGUUACAGGUGAUUUCUGAUUUUGACAUGACCUUGAGCAGAUUUGCAUUUAAUGGAAAGCGAUGCCCUUCUUCUUACAAUAUACUGGAUAAUAGCAAGAUCAUCAGUGAGGAGUGUCGGAAAGAGCUCACAGCGCUCCUUCACCACUAUUACCCAAUUGAGAUCGACCCACACCGGACCAUCAAAGAGAAGCUACCUCAUAUGGUGGAAUGGUGGACCAAAGCGCACAAUCUCCUAUGUCAGCAGAAGAUUCAGAAGUUUCAGAUAGCCCAGGUGGUUAGAGAGUCCAAUGCAAUGCUCAGGGAAGGAUACAAGACCUUCUUCAACACACUCUACCAUAACAAUAUUCCCCUUUUCAUCUUUUCUGCGGGCAUUGGUGAUAUCCUGGAGGAAAUUAUCCGACAGAUGAAAGUGUUCCACCCCAACAUCCACAUCGUGUCUAACUACAUGGAUUUUAAUGAAGAUGGUUUUCUGCAGGGAUUUAAGGGCCAGCUCAUACACACAUACAACAAGAACAGCUCCGUGUGUGAGAACUCCGGCUACUUCCAGCAACUUGAGGGGAAAACCAAUGUCAUCCUGCUGGGAGACUCCAUCGGGGACCUCACCAUGGCCGAUGGGGUUCCUGGUGUUCAGAACAUUCUCAAGAUUGGCUUCCUGAAUGACAAGGUGGAGGAGCGGCGGGAGCGCUACAUGGACUCCUAUGACAUCGUGCUGGAGAAGGACGAGACGCUGGAUGUGGUCAAUGGGCUGCUGCAGCACAUCCUGCACCAGGGGGACCAGUUGGAGAUGCAAAGCCCCUGAGGGCGCAGGCUCCAGCCAGGCCUUCGGGCCUUGGCGAGGAGGGGGCACCUCCCUGGAGUCCGCUCCCCAUUGAACACAGAGCAGAGGCCAGGGAGGCCAGCAGCAGCCGGGUCCUUCCAUGCCCUUCCGUCCUCCUUUCCCUGAGCGCAUGCAUCACCAGAGGCUUGAGGGGCCCCGUCACGUGGCAGGGCACAAGCACUGUUCCUGGUGAACCUGGGACCAUAGCAUGCCAGUGCUCUAGGGAUCGUCUAGUCCAGGGAUUUUUUUUUUUUUUUUUUUUUUUUUUUUCAAAAAUUUUAAAUGUGGGAAAUUGUUCUUCAAACAAAUGUAAUGUGUGAAACACAUCAAAAUUUUAAAAAUGAAAAA
This is a messenger RNA of Saimiri boliviensis boliviensis (Bolivian squirrel monkey), 1350 nucleotides long. The record is from RefSeq and is a predicted model, not a curated record. NCBI's taxonomy places the organism in Eukaryota, Metazoa, Chordata, Mammalia, Primates, Cebidae.